AUGCUUCGCUUCAUGCCGCGGGAGCGGUCGCGCUCGGAAGGCGCGUCGGCGCCCGUCCGGACGCUGCGCCGGUGCGCGUCGCUCGAGCUCCGCCUCUGCUGCGUACCCGCCUGCCGCCGCUACGCUAAAGAAGCCGACGUCUGCCUUCUCCACAGCCGCGAGCGCACAACCCUUCGCCUGCUCCAGCCCGUGCGCGAGACGACCAAUAGCGCAACAAGCGCCAUCAUGACGCCGUAUGCGCAGCGCGACGCCUUCUCGUGGGCCGAGCCGUCCAUGCAUCCCACGCGCGCCAAGGACACGCCGCGCCAGCUCGACGACACCGCGCCCAACCGCAACGCGAGGUGCCGGGUCGCUUCGUGCACCUCGUAUGCGCGCAACGGCGGCUGCUGCACGCGCCAUGGCGGCGGGCGCAAGUGCCUCAUGGAGCACUGCACGACACCGUCCCAAACCGGCGGGCUCUGCCGGCUCCACGGCGGCGGCACGCGCUGCAAGCUCGAGGGCUGCACCAAGUUUGCACGCGUCCGCGGCCUCUGCUCGGUGCACUUUCGCUUCGACGACGUCCAGGGGCAUGUGAAACGCAAGGCGGCGGCGCGACGGACGACGUCGCCGUAG
Messenger RNA from Saprolegnia parasitica CBS 223.65, 612 nucleotides. RefSeq lists its product as hypothetical. The record is from RefSeq and is a predicted model, not a curated record. The transcript has a single exon. Bases 1 to 612 code for a protein of 203 amino acids. NCBI's taxonomy places the organism in Eukaryota, Oomycota, Saprolegniomycetes, Saprolegniales, Saprolegniaceae.